Molecule: messenger RNA, 297 nt
Organism: Caenorhabditis remanei
Lineage: Eukaryota; Metazoa; Nematoda; Chromadorea; Rhabditida; Rhabditidae
Exons: 1
Coding region: 1-297 (98 amino acids)
Source: RefSeq, a predicted model, not a curated record
AUGGACACCUCCAUAAUGUUUUUUGUAGAAUCGUUCCAUUUGCAUGGAUUUCUCAUCCGUGAAAAGAGCGUCCCAAAGAGUUUGUGGCUGUGGUGCCUCACGUUGCUCUCCAUCACCUGGAGUCAAGCAGUCAUCGUCAUUUGCAGGAAGUCCGAAACGGAAUUCUGUAUGUUCCACUUCGAGCAUAUUGGACACGUUGAGGAAGAGCAACUGAAAUCAAGAAGAUAUUACCGUAAAACCUCUAAUAGAGGUACCCCAGUAGCAAGAGUUUGGUGCACAAUAUCCCAAAUGCCUUAA